GAAGGAGAAAACAAGCCACCGAAAGCCUUACCAGCUCAGAUGGAGAACGACCGUGUCUUUGGUGACCGGUGGGGGAAGAGCGACGUGCCCGUGGUCCUGAACAACCCCUACUCCGAAGAGGAGCAGCCACCGCCAUCUGGGCGGCAGUCCCCAACUAAGAACACAGCGAAUGGAAGUCCUUCCAAAUGCCCGCGAUUUGUCAAAAUCAAGAACUGGGAGACAGGCUCCGUGCUUCACGACACCCUGCACCUCAAGACGGCGAUGGCCACCGCGUGCACCGAGCAGAUCUGCAUGGGCUCAGUAAUGACCCCUAGCCAGCACGUCCGCAAGUCAGAGGAUACCAGGACAAAAGAGGAGGUGCUCCUCUUGGCUAAGGACUUCAUUGACCAGUACUACUCCUCCAUAAAGAGAUCUGGCUCCAAGGCCCACAUGGAACGGCUGGAGGAAGUGACCAAGGAGAUUGAAGCCACUGAUACCUACCAGCUGCGGGACACAGAGCUGAUCUAUGGAGCCAAGCAUGCCUGGAGAAAUGCAGCGCGCUGUGUGGGCAGGAUUCAGUGGUCCAAGCUGCAGGUGUUUGAUGCCCGGGACUGCACCACCGCCCACGGCAUGUUCAAUUAUAUCUGCAACCACAUCAAAUACGCCACCAACAAAGGGAACCUCAGGUCUGCUAUUACCAUCUUCCCGCAGCGGACGGACAGCAAGCAUGACUUCCGCAUCUGGAACGCCCAGCUCAUCCGCUACGCUGGCUACAAGCAGCCCGACGGCACUGUCCUGGGGGACCCCGCAAACGUGGAGCUGACAGAGAUCUGCAUUCAGCAAGGGUGGAAGGCACCGCAUGGGCGCUUCGAUAUCCUGCCUCUGCUCCUCCAAGCCAAUGGCAACGAUCCAGAGCUCUUUGAAAUCCCCCCGGAGCUUGUGCUGGAAGUGCCCAUCCGGCACCCCAAGUUCGGCUGGUUUAAGGACCUGGGCCUGAAGUGGUAUGGUUUGCCAGCAGUUUCCAACAUGCUCCUGGAGAUUGGCGGCUUGGAGUUUUCCGCCUGCCCCUUCAGCGGCUGGUACAUGGGCACGGAGAUUGGGGUCCGGGACUAUUGUGACAACUCUCGCUACAACAUACUGGAGCAAGUGGCCAAGAAAAUGAAUCUGGAUAUGAGGAAAACCUCCUCGCUGUGGAAGGACCAGGCCCUGGUGGAGAUCAACAUUGCUGUGCUGUACAGCUUCCAGAGCGACAAAGUGACUAUUGUGGAUCACCACUCAGCCACUGAGUCCUUUAUCAAGCACAUGGAGAAUGAGUACCGAUGCCGUGGAGGCUGUCCUGCCGACUGGGUGUGGAUUGUCCCACCAAUGUCUGGCAGCAUCACCCCAGUUUUCCAUCAAGAAAUGCUCAACUACCGUCUCACACCCUCCUUUGAGUACCAGCCGGACCCGUGGAACACCCACGUCUGGAAAGGGGUCAAUGGGACACCUACCAAGAAGAGGGCCAUUGGCUUUAAGAAGUUAGCAAAAGCUGUGAAGUUCUCAGCCAAGCUGAUGGGACAGGCCAUGGCCAAGAGGGUCAAAGCGACCAUCCUAUACGCCACUGAAACAGGGAAGUCGCAGGUCUAUGCAAAAACUCUGUGUGAAAUCUUCAAGCACGCUUUCGAUGCUAAGGUGAUGUCCAUGGACGAGUACGACAUCGUGCACCUAGAGCACGAAACCAUGGUCCUGGUGGUCACAAGCACCUUUGGCAAUGGAGACCCACCUGAGAACGGAGAGAAAUUUGGCUGCGCGUUAAUGGAGAUGAAGAAUCCCAACUCCAACCUGGAGGAGAGGAAGUAAGAGCACCCCAAACCCCUCCUUUCCCAGGCGCAACUCCAGCGAGCAGGCAGCCCUGCAGCUGGGACAGCCUGCUUCUCUGUUUCCCUCCUCUGGGAAGGGAGUACGAAACCCCCACACAAGCU
Molecule: messenger RNA, 1940 nt
Organism: Phaethon lepturus (White-tailed tropicbird)
Lineage: Eukaryota; Metazoa; Chordata; Aves; Phaethontiformes; Phaethontidae
Product: nitric oxide synthase, brain-like
Exons: 14
Biological process (GO): nitric oxide biosynthetic process
Molecular function (GO): FMN binding; nitric-oxide synthase activity
Source: RefSeq, a predicted model, not a curated record